UUCUCAGUAGCUUUCAUGCAUGCUAACUUUACUCCAUUUAGAAUCUCACACCUGUUUGAAUUUAUCUUUUCCAUACUCACAGAGGGAGAACAAGAAAGUGAACCAUCACCUAUACCAGGCCAAAAAUCAUCAACAGAUUCACCAGUAGAGAGUGGUCAUGGUUAUAGCAAUCCAAUGUCAGGUUCUAAUGGAGACCAGACCUCAUCAGCUAUGGCUAAGGCUAAACUUGAUAGCUUCAAGAACUGGAGUAUCUCAACAUAUAAAUGUACUAGACAAAUGGUACAGGAGAAGCUUGGUAAGGCUUCUAGGACUGUAGACCUUCAGCUUGAAGCACAGAUUGAGGUCUUACGGGACACUCAACGGAAGUAUGCCCAUAUCCUCAAGCUAACCAGAGCCCUGACCAAUCAAUUCUACCUGGUAGUCCAGACACAAAGAUCUCUUGGUGAUGCUUUUGGUGAGCUAUCUCAGAAGUCACCAGAGCUACAGGAAGAGUUCACGUAUAAUGCUGAGACACAGAAAUCACUUUGCCUAAAUGGAGAAACAUUGCUUAGCGCCCUCAAUUUCUUUACAUCAAGUGUUAGUACACUCUGCAAUAAGACAAUGGAAGACACACUGCUCACUGUGAAGCUCUAUGAGUCAGCAAGGAUAGAGUAUGAUGCUUACAGAGCCGACAUGGAACAUUUAUCAUUAGCACCUAAAGAUGCUCAGACCCAGGCUAGACUUCAUGAAGCAAGACAGAAAUAUGAAACACAAAAAGAGAAGUUUGAUAAGCUGAGACAAGAUGUAUCAGUCAAGCUAAGAUUCCUGGAUGAAAACAAGGUGAAGGUGAUGCAUAAGCAAUUACUGUUGUUCCAUAAUGCUGUAGCAGCCUAUUUCUCUGGUAAUCAACAAGCACUUCAAGCAACACUCAAGCAGUUUAAUAUCAAACCUAAAGCACCUAGUGAGAUGCAACCAUCAUUCCUUGAAAAACAGUAGAAAUCAUGUGACCCUUGUUCUACCAAUCCCUGAUCAGUACACAUACACAUGUAGGUGAAAGUAGGCUAUGGCAAUACAAAGUUAUAAUUAAUAAUGUAAUAAUGAUAGUGACAGCAACUUUUAUUGUAAUCUGGUUACUUUUAAAGGGGUUUAUGCAUAUAUAUCUAAACAUACUACCCAAACAUUAAAUUCAAUCAGUUGACCAUUAUCAAUAUCCUGGCUUCUGGGGAGUAUUUCACUCAUUUAUCAUGUGAGGUAUUCACAGUGCUUGACAAAGUAUCCCCAUUGGAAAAGUUUACCAAGGAUCAUUGACUGCAUGCUUUCAUACCAUCAUGGCUUGCUCCAAGCUACAGAGUCAGAGGUUUGUUGGUCGUUUGUUGGUGAUGUAAAAGAUCAUUUCCAAUACCCAAAUAACUGCAGGUUUGUCAAAACCAAUUUUCAUAUCAACAGUAUCAAUUCAGUGAUUUGUAGAACAUAGGUUUGUUAUUACUAAUAGAAUACCUAUAUCUUGUGAACGCUUUUUGUCUUGUAUUCAUUUCAUGUGAUAUUAUUUCUGUACUCAGACCUGCCAUUACUUUUUUGUGAUUUGUGAUUUCUUUUUAACCUUUUCCUACAAAACACAGAUACCUGUAACAUUUCUUAUUCUUUAUUUAUUUAUGCUUAUUCUGGAAUAAUGACAAAUUUGUUUUAAAUAUGUGAAGCUCACUCAAGAAUAGUGUUUCGACUGAAACUAGACUAUGCAUGUCAUUGUGCCAAAAUAGCAGAUGGAGGAAGAAAAUCAAUAACAGAGGAAUUAAGUAUUGGGAGACACGCAGAAUCAUUUUAAAUAUCUUUGGAAUAAGGAUUUAUAGAAUAUAUUCAAUUACAUUCAGGGUGUAUUAAUGUAAUAUUGAUAAGUUUCAGAAACUGCCCACAAUUAUGUAUACAUCUAGAAAGUCAUAUUUUCAGCUAGAAAUAUUACCCAUGGAAUGAUUAAUCUUGUAUAUGUUGCCUUUGUCUUUUUGCAUGCCUUAAAUUUAUAUCUAAAAUAAGCCAUUCCAAAAUUAUCAGACAAUACAACCCAAUUUUCUGUUUGAUAUACAGUGAUAUUUAGAGGUAAAGAUGUAUAGCUAAAUAGUUGUACAGGUUUCAAAAUAAGUACUAUUGGUGAAUAUGUUUUUACCUGAUGAAAGACAUUUCUAGUAAUCUCAUUUCCUCAGGGCCCUGUUGCAUAAUACUUCUAUGGUAUCUUUGCCAUUCAAUCAUAGCUGCCAUGGCAACCAUGCUCGACAGUAAGUCAAUGAUUCUAUGGAAACGGAUGACAACUUUUCCAUAGUAAUCAUUUUCGCAAUAGGGUGCUGAAACAAAGUUUCAUAUUUUAAUAUAUGUACCCUUUAUUACACCAAUUAAAAACUGUUUAUGUUAAUAUGUUUCUUAAGAAUAUAUAUAUUUAAUUGAGAGUAUAUACAUUGAAUUAUAUUACCCCCUCCCUUCAUACAGUGUAAUAAUGAAGGUGUACAGUGUAAAUGAUAGGUUCUGUACAGUACUCUUCUGGGGAUUUUUAUCGUCAAAUGUGAAAAGAAACAUGAAAGUAGAAAUAUGAUUCUAGAUAUUUGAUGACUAGAUCAAAUUUAUUUUGCAAGAUCUCUGUUAGCCAUAAUGGGAUGCUUUUGAAUUAUGCUAGAAAUCCUUACUAUUCAUUCAUUAAUGUUACAGGUUUGCAAUUCUUAAGAUAUGUUAAUUCUUAGUUUAAUUCAGGAAAUGUUAUGCACUCCUCACAAUGAUCACUGAUUGAUUACAAAAGUUUUUCAACAACACAAUUUUUUUCAGUAUUUUUUUUCACCGUUGCCUCAUGAAAAAAAUGUAGUAAACAUAAAAUAUAGAGUGUUAGCAAAGUUUAGACAUUUUAAGCUUCCCUUUAUUUACAGCACAGACUUACGCUAUGGCUUUAGAUCAUCUUUAAUAGGCAAUGGGUUUACCCACUGUCUACCUUGACUGAUUAAUUAAUGUACUAGUAUUACAUCUUUGGAGUUAGAAGAUGUAAUAUUCAAUGGCCUAGUGACGUUGAAAAAUACCCCCAAAUCAGCCCGGAAUGUUUUAUGAUAUUUUAGAAGCAUGUUAUUCCCACUCAACAUGAGUGAUUAUAUCUUGGGACAUCUUUAACUUUAAGUGUUUUUUUAUUUUAUGUGUGCUGAAAAGGUCAUACAUUUAUUAUCAUAUUAAGUGAAUGUUAAGAUUUUGGUACAUUAAUGUCUUGCAUUUUUUUUUCAUAUCAAUGUUACUGGUGCUGGUCUGAGAAAAUAGUAGAUAACUAGAUACAGUAUUAUUUGAAACCUUGCCCCUUUACUAAUUAUCUUAUAGGUAAUCUUUCUAAAUAGUGAUAACAAAAUUAUAAAUCAAUCUCAAUUUGUCUCCUGUAUUCCAUAUUUUCUUUUAACCCUUUUUUGUCAUAGAUUUAUAGUAAUUACAAGAUAGCUAUAUGAUUUUUUACCAUCAUUAGCAAUAUAUGUAUAUCUGAAUAUUUCAUUUUUUUUCUUUAAGAAGGCAUUUUAUGUUACAUUUAAGAUCUGCUUCUCCUAGUAUGAUAUUGGUAUAAUAUAUCAUGUAAUCCCAUUGCUUGCAUUUGAUUUUAGCUGAGAUUAUUUACUUUGUCUUUGCAUAUUACUCUGUUGGCUACUGGAACAAGAUAAACCCUGUACAAAGCCUACAGGAAUUACAGAACUCAGUAGGGUUACCGUAAAUGUUCUUGUUUAUACUCUCUACUUCCACGUAAUCUAUGGUUAUACAAUCCUGAUUUACUUUUGCUAAUGCUUACAUUUAAAAUGGCGAGUCCGUUAUGUUAAGUAAGACCAUUUAUUAUUGAACUAAUUUCUUUAACACAAGGUAUUCUGAAUGAAAAGUGGAUAUGAAGAUCAGGAUUCGAUUAUACAAACUUUAGUAUAUUGUGUUCCAUGCAAUCAAUUGCAAUGAAUUGCAAACAAUAAACAGUCAGGUAAGGUUAGUGUUAUGGGGCCCUGGCCUUUAAUGUUGUCAUAAUUGAUUUCAUAGUAAAUUACUUAUAAACAGAUUUUAAAAAAACAAAAGGACUAAAAUUAUAACUUAAAAAAUAUGUAAGUGAUAACAACUUUUGUGGAACAUAUCACAUUUUUGCAGGUAAAUAUUAAUAUUGUAGCUUGGGUGCAAAAAAUUAUCUUGGAGCUCAAUAAGUGCCAGAAUAUUGCUUCCAUAAAUUGUUUCCUUUGACAUUGUGUAGUGGUUUCAUGGUUUGAGAUCAAAUGCUGGGAUUAUAGCAUAACAGUUUAUAAAAUAACUAGUCUUUAAAAAAAGAAAUCCCCAAAAUAUGAGAUACACAGUGAUGUAUUAUUCAUAUACAUAUGUAACACUAAAUGCUGUAACAUAAACAUUGUUUAAAGGGGUUAACAAGUUGCAAUAUAUAGAGCAGUUAUAGAGCAGUCAUUAAAUUAUCUAAUGAUAAAGACAGAAGAAAUUUAAGUUGUAGUAAAUGCCAUAGUUUCAAGUAUCUUUUUUAUUCAUCGUUUGUCAUACCGAAAUACAUUCCUGUAUAUAGUGAACUUAUUUCAGACUGAUUAUAGAAAUGGUGAUGGGAAAGGGCCAGUUUAGAAACUUGUUUGAUUAUAUUUCAAAGUCAAAAUAAAACCAAUUUUUAUUUCAUCUUUUUAUUGAUGUUUUCUUGGUUAAAGAGUGCAAUGUAAUCAAAUUAUUCUUUUGACAAAAUAUUUCACUUUAUAUUUCAUUAAUUAUGUUUGUGUUACAAGGGGCUAUGUUAGAUUCUUGUAGAAAGCAAUAUAUAUAUAUAAAUGAUAUCUGUAAAAUUCAUAACAAAAUAUAUUUCAAUCAUGUUGAUAAAAAUGAAACCAGUCCUGCAAUAAGUGAUUUAGACCUUUUUUUAUCAAUAAUAAAUGCUAAAAUGCUUUAGCAAAAACAACCCUCAGCCAAUCCGAUGGCUCCAAUUCAAGAGCUUGUGAUAGUAGCAUUUAUCUAAACGUUGAUCACAGAGCUUUAUGGAACAAGGAUGUUAGCUGUUCCAUCUUGUCACGAAGAGUUUUUAUCUUCUUUGUUGAUGGUUUAACUGUUCAUAUUCAUUUUAAAAUUCCAUUGAAAAGGCUUACCAGAGAAUGGAAUAUCAGACUCCUGGAUAAAGAAAACUGAGCUUUUUUGUUAUUUUGUUGAUGAGUAGAGACAUAGCCAUCAAUAAAAGAGAUGAAUUUUUGACAAUGAGUGCAAAUACCCCUGUAUUAAUUACUUGGUAUAAUCAUACUAGUAUGACUUUCUUUUAUGCCUGGAGCUGGGUUGACUGCUUUAGUUGAAUUUACAUAUCCAGUAGAAGAAGCUAACCAAUAAUUUUGAUAUCUAACUUGCAUGAAUUUGAAUUAGUGGGACUGGUAAUUUGUCAUAAUAUAUUUGACUAUUUCCUUUAUUAAUGUACAUAGAAUUGUGUAUGGUAUACCUUGUGUUCCUACUUCUUGAAUUAAAGUCCGUUUCUUAUUGCAAAAUAUAACAAAUUAA
Messenger RNA from Lytechinus pictus (painted urchin), 5481 nucleotides. Its product is annotated as arfaptin-2-like. NCBI's taxonomy places the organism in Eukaryota, Metazoa, Echinodermata, Echinoidea, Temnopleuroida, Toxopneustidae. The coding region runs from base 16 to 975 and encodes 319 amino acids. Gene Ontology annotation, biological process: regulation of Arp2/3 complex-mediated actin nucleation; intracellular protein transport. Gene Ontology annotation, cellular component: trans-Golgi network membrane. The transcript has 5 exons. Gene Ontology annotation, molecular function: phospholipid binding; protein domain specific binding. The record is from RefSeq and is a predicted model, not a curated record.